Molecule: messenger RNA, 1104 nt
Organism: Solanum dulcamara
Lineage: Eukaryota; Viridiplantae; Streptophyta; Magnoliopsida; Solanales; Solanaceae
Product: RING-H2 finger protein ATL66-like
Exons: 1
Coding region: 152-862 (236 amino acids)
Biological process (GO): protein ubiquitination
Cellular component (GO): cytoplasm
Molecular function (GO): zinc ion binding; ubiquitin protein ligase activity
Source: RefSeq, a predicted model, not a curated record
AAUAAAUUUAGGUUUGCUAGUAAUAUUAUAUAGAAACUCACUAAUCCUAUUCCUAAUAAAAUUUGGUUUGCUUGUAAUAUUAUAAAUACACUUGAAAGGUCCACUACGUUUCCAUUAGUUAAUAUUGAUUUCUCCUCUCAAGUUUUGCAAUAUGUUGCCAACAGGCUUUGUAUGCCACAGAUGCUUCAAGCGCUCUCUCAUUAGCGUUAAACCAAUUUCCAAACAAGAAAAAUUGAUUACUCCCCCAAUUGCUUCUUCAUAUUCUUCUUCUUUACCCUAUUUAACCAUUCACUUUAAUUUCAGUGUAAUACAACAAUUUUCGUAUAUACAACCCAAUGAUCUAGAAUCCAUAUGCGUGGGUAGAACAUGGGACGGUUCAACCAAGCCGACCCAAAUCGUUAUUCAUCUUUCCGAUACCAAGCUCUAUCAGAGACUUGAUUGCGCUAUAUCAGAAGUGUUAAUGCUUUUUAAGGAUGAGUUUGAAGAUGAACAUCAUGCUAUAAUUGAACGUACAACUCACAAGUUGCAAGGAAUGAUGACUACAGGGAUGUCAGAGGUAUCUGCGAAUGUGACAUUACUGAUUUAUCACGAAUGCGAUGGUAGAAUUUUGUUAGCAUUGGAAGAAUCAUCCACGUAUGGAAUGGUGCCGGCUAGUAAAUCAUCAAUACAGUUGCUAGAACCGAUGGAAGCCGAUGAAAUAAAUAGCAACGAUGAGUGUAUGGUAUGUCUAGAUGAGUUAGGGGAGGAAACUCAAGUACUGCGCUUGCCUUGCUCUCAUAUGUUUCAUGCUGAGUGUAUUAUCAAGUGGUUGGAGAAGAGCCAUUACUGCCCACUUUGCCGCUAUGAGAUGCCCACACAUUAAACAAGACUACAUGAAGGAUCAACAAUCUAAUGCCAAAACAAUUUUGUAGAUGGCUUUUGCGGUAGAUUAUUGUUCUACUAUCCCUAAGAGAUGUAUAUUUAAUCGAUUAGACGUUGGUGUUCUUUGAUGUAACGUGUUGCAUACCUCUUAUCAAGAUCCAAGCCUUUCUUUUAUUUUAGCUUUAAUGUAUGCAGUGAAGAAGUACCAAAAUCAAUUGAAUUAGUUAUUAAUUUUGUCACCAA